Molecule: messenger RNA, 507 nt
Organism: Paramecium octaurelia
Lineage: Eukaryota; Ciliophora; Oligohymenophorea; Peniculida; Parameciidae
Source: the annotation of a GenBank genome assembly
AUGAAUUACACAAAAUUUCAGAUUGAAACAAAUAUUAAUUAAAUAUAACCUAGUUAAGUGAAAUCGUAGAUCAAAGAAUCAAAUAGGUGGACUCUAUCAUUAUUAUAAAAGACAAAUUAAUUAUUAGUGGUAUAUUAUAUUUAAAUAAAAUAGAUCAAAGUGGCUGCUGAUUUAACAAAAUCUCCAUACUAUUUCUUAAGCAAACAAGCCAUAACGCAUAAAUAUUUGUCAUACAUUUAUAAAUAAGAAAAUUAACCAUUCUCGAAUAUUCCAAUUAAUUUUAUUACCAUUUUAUUUUUUUUCAAACUGAUAGUAUGGGACUUAAAUAAAAGAGUUAAAAUACUUGCUUAUAGAAAAAAAUAAAUCUAAAUCUCUGAUAUUUUACUUUAUUAAAAAGAGAGGAAUAUUGAAUAAUCAAAUUUUUUGUGUAGAUUUUUAAAUCAGAUAGUUUACAAUGUUUAAAAUUAGAAAAGAAAUAUUUUAUUUUUGGGAGAAUAAGAUGUUUGA